Dichomitus squalens LYAD-421 SS1 is the source of this 1385-nucleotide messenger RNA. RefSeq lists its product as uncharacterized. Gene Ontology annotation, biological process: protein folding. Bases 147 to 1175 code for a protein of 342 amino acids. The record is from RefSeq and is a predicted model, not a curated record. Gene Ontology annotation, cellular component: endoplasmic reticulum membrane. The transcript has 6 exons. NCBI's taxonomy places the organism in Eukaryota, Fungi, Basidiomycota, Agaricomycetes, Polyporales, Polyporaceae.
UACGACGACCUCGACGCCGACAGGAUUCCCCGCAUACCCCACCGCCCAUCUCAUCCCCUUGUCGACUCGCAUCUUACACCUCACACUCUGCCUGGCCUCCAUACACUCUCUUGACCGACUGAGUCUCUCGUUCUUCUCCCUCUGCCAUGGGGAUCCAAUUUGGUUCCUUUGACGCAAUUUGCCAGACUGCAGCCCUCGUCAUCUGCCCUCUCAUCGGCUCCAGCCAAGGCAUCGAGCCCUCAUGCUACAGCAGGAAUGUUGAGAUAUCGGGGACACUCAUAUUCCAGCCUUCGACAUGUUUCGUGCAUAUUGUCGCAAUAUUCAUGACGGGCAUCAUGAUCUUCCACAUUCGCAGCAAGUACACGGCAGUCGGUCGCAAGGAAAUCCUCAUGUUCUUCUACCUCUACGCGAUAAUAGAGCUUUUGGCCAUCUUCCUUGACUCCGGCAUCAUCCCUUCGGCCAACGUCAGCUAUCCCUGGUUUGCCGCAAUCUACACAGGUCUCGUUGCUGGCGCAUACACCUGUCUUCUCAUCAACGGCUUUGUCGGUUUCCAGUUCGCAGAAGAUGGCACGCCUCUGUCACUAUGGCUCCUGCGGAUAUCCACCCUUGUCAUAUUCGGCGUGUCCUUCUUCAUCGCGAUUGCAACGUUCAAGAAGAUCGCCGGAUUUGACUAUGCCAAGCCGAUUGGCCUGUGGAUCGUCUACAUUCUCUGGCCGCUUGUCUGCACCGUCAUCUAUAUCGUCUCCCAGCUCGUCCUUGUCUUCCGCACCCUCGAGGAUCGUUGGCCUAUUGGUGACAUAGUCUUCGGCACCGCCUUCUUCACCGUUGCCCAAGUCAUCCUUUUCGCCUUCUCGGUCACGAUCUGUGACGCGAUCAAGCACUACAUCGACGGUCUCUUCUUCUUCACCCUUUGCAUGCUGCUUAGCGUCAUGAUGGUCUACAAGUACUGGGAUAGCAUCACGCGCGAAGACCUCGAGUUCUCCGUCGGAUCGAAGGCGACUGUCUGGGAAGUCAAGGAUCCGCUUCUGGCUGGUGGCACCGAUUACGGUGAUGAAGACUCUGCAAGCAACUACACGCACGGAGGCCCGCCUGCAAGUCUUGUGGGUGGCGUAAGCGGGAAGCAGCUAUAUGGCAAUGGCGGCCGCGGGUACCCGCCUCCGAUGGAGAGGUUCUGAGCGGACGACAUGGGGCAUUGCGAGAGUUCGUGCGCACAGUGCAUGAGGGAGGUGGUAGCGAUGGCUCGACUCAGUGAGAUGACGAGCAAUGGACGCUGAGAUUACAGUGAUGUGGCCUGAGUGCGGAUACGGACGUACAUGCACGAUGAUUUCUCCCUAAUACCAUACACCUGUAUCACCUUACACACCCCAAUUUACAUCCGGCAGUCC